This is a messenger RNA of Prunus dulcis (almond), 646 nucleotides long. RefSeq names its product OVARIAN TUMOR DOMAIN-containing deubiquitinating enzyme 4-like. The record is from RefSeq and is a predicted model, not a curated record. The transcript has 6 exons. Gene Ontology annotation, molecular function: cysteine-type deubiquitinase activity. Gene Ontology annotation, biological process: endoplasmic reticulum unfolded protein response; protein deubiquitination. Gene Ontology annotation, cellular component: cytosol; nucleus. NCBI's taxonomy places the organism in Eukaryota, Viridiplantae, Streptophyta, Magnoliopsida, Rosales, Rosaceae. Bases 80 to 547 code for a protein of 155 amino acids.
AAGUGGCAUUAGAGAGUAUUUCAAGCAAGUUGUGUGUUUUUUUCUCAUUCUCUCAACUGCUUGCUUCUGAAUUCAACCGAUGCCGAAACGGGAAACUCUGCUUGGCAUACCUGGAGAUGGAAGAUGUUUGUUCCGGUCUGUGGUUCACGGUGCUUGUCUAAGAGCAGGGAAGCCAUCUCCAAGCGACGCUCUUCAGAGAGAACUUGCAGAUGAGCUUAGAGCGAAAGUAGCAGAUGAGUUCAUUAAAAGGAGGGCAGACACCGAAUGGUUUCUUGAAGAUGAUUUUGAAACGUAUGUUGUACAGAUGCGACAACCGCACAUUUGGGGAGGCGAACCUGAGUUGCUUAUGUCCUCACAUGUCCUAAAGAUGCCGAUUACAGUUUAUAUGCGGGACAACGAUUCUGGUAGCCUGAAAAUCAUAGCUGAAUAUGGUCAAGAGUACGGUAAGGAUAACCCUAUCCGUGUACUUUAUCAUGGUUAUGGACACUACGAUACAAUGCGCGGUUCGGCUACUGGUGCAGAGUCCAAGUUGUACAAACAGAGAUGAACAGAGAUGCAUUGGGCUGUAGCCUCUGUAGUCAUAUUCAGCAUCUCGAAUUGUAUUCCUGUUCUUUGCUUAUAGUAGCUACUGUUUCGAGAAAUGGGC